This is a messenger RNA of Phanerochaete carnosa HHB-10118-sp, 618 nucleotides long. RefSeq lists its product as uncharacterized. The transcript has 2 exons. Lineage: Eukaryota; Fungi; Basidiomycota; Agaricomycetes; Polyporales; Phanerochaetaceae. The record is from RefSeq and is a predicted model, not a curated record. The coding region runs from base 93 to 431 and encodes 112 amino acids.
ACGACCGUACACCACACCUCGUGUCACUGUCCACGAGUUCGAUUAACAUUGAUCGUGCGCCUGUCGUGGCCGAGCCGUUCCGUUGCGGAAGGAUGCCUCAUCCGGAGGUCUUCAUGGAUUAUAUCGCCGAGGGGUUAGGUCCGCAGUCGUGGGCUUAUGGAGUCGUCGACAUCCUUGACGGCAUGACGAAAAAUUUCACGUCACCGUACAUAAUUUUUUACCCUACCGUGUCUCGUGACGGCAUGCCCUUCCCGGUCAACAAGUAUAUUCGCGAAGUGCAGGGCCGCGAUUACUUCCAGGAAGCCAAGGCGUGGAGGGGGAACAUCGUGUUCGCAAAAUAUCGCGACCAGGACUACUCUGACAUGAUCAACGCUUCCAUGGCUGACUUUCCCAUAGUGAAGAACUGGCUGCAAACACACAGGGUGGGCUAGGGGUGCUUAUGAUCGAGAUGAUCCUCCCCUCCCUCUCCGGUGCCGUUCAUGCAGAGUCCCGGCAGGUUCUGGGCAUCGAUCAGAAAUCACACAAACUAUCACACUAUGCAUUCCACGAGACAAGAACUAUCGUAGUAUACCACAUAUUUAUACCGAGAUUCCGCCAAUGGAACGACAUUUCUGCGAC